AUGACGCGACCCAAACUAUAUCCAAACAAAGUAGCAGGUCAUAAUCGCUGGAUAUGCAUUGGAUUAUCGUGUUUCAACCAAUUACAAGGCGAAUCAGCUGCUCGACUUGAAUAUGGUGCAUUUUUCAUCAGCGGGCCAAGGGAGGAUGCUUGUGUGGUUGAUCUCGUGCUUGACGCCAAGGGGAACAAUGCGCUCACCAAGCGACCUGAAGCGGACCAGGGCUAUGAAGGAGCCGGUGCUAGGAGACAAGUCGACUCCAACCAACCAACCGAGUCGCCGACAAACGCCCUAAAGCGGACCCGGGCUAUGAAGGCCUUGCCAAACAACUGGAAGCCGAGAUACGAGGAGGCCGGUGCUAAGCGGCAGAUUGGGAGUGAAUGGGAUUGUGCUAUAGGCUUGGAGACUGGAUGUUGUAACCAUGACAGGACGGAUAGUAUCACUCUAUUUCAUCCCAUCUUCAAUGGCAAUUACCCCCGGACAUGGCGGGCUUGGCUCGUACAUAUGGAGUCGCCGUAUAUCCUAUGGAGAAUAGAGGUGAUAAUAGAGGUGAUAUCCGCCAGAAACUAUUCGAGACAUGAGCUCAGAUUGACGAGUCCUGCGGAUUCGCCGGAGACACUGGUCAUUGGAUACUGGAGGAAUUCUUUCAAUCAAGUAGCUGGCGACUCUUACGAAGUACAGGAACGACACUCAGGCCAGUACGAUGCCAAACUUGGGUGCAAAUAUCCAAUUGCUAAUCUAUGCCAGUUACCAAUGUCGAAAGUCCAAAGACCCGAUAUACAAAGCCAAUCGUGGCAGAACGAACAAAACGACGCGAAUCGCAUGGGACCAUCGAAUUCAGAUGCAAGAUUAUCUUCAAAUACAUGGACGACCAUGGCAUCGUAAGGCUGUACAAUGAUGAAUAUAUGCAAUAAACAAGAUGAACGCCUGCUCCCAAACCAAAUAGCAACAAUAUAUACUCCGAAACCAAUGCAAUCGGACAAAAGGUUUUAAAUAAACACGCAGAUAAGCAAGAUGCAGCAAAGAAGCCUCACUCGUGAGGCUUAUCCGGUUGGUCCGGAUCAAACCGGUAUCGUCGCCAGUUCUCAGACACCCACCACUGGGCGACGUGAGCAGCCUCGCCCACCCAUUUGAAGGCAAAAGGCCCGUGAAUCCGCUCGACUUCCAUCGCCAAUUGAUCGACGUCGAAGCUCUUGAUUACCGGCGAGACCUCGUGAGGGUUGAUCGCCAUGUUGCUGAAUCGCC
Aspergillus ruber CBS 135680 is the source of this 1242-nucleotide messenger RNA. RefSeq lists its product as uncharacterized. Lineage: Eukaryota; Fungi; Ascomycota; Eurotiomycetes; Eurotiales; Aspergillaceae. The coding region runs from base 1 to 882 and encodes 293 amino acids. The transcript is spliced from 4 exons. The record is from RefSeq and is a predicted model, not a curated record.